AUGGAGGCGGCCGCAUCGUCACCGUCGCCGGAGCAGCCGCUGCUGGCACCGCCGCAGGCAGGCGCCGGCGCCGGCGCGGGGCCCGGGAGCCAGCCCGCCACGCCACCGCCCCCGGCGGCGGCGAGGCCGAGCCGCCUCGCGGCGCUCAUCGGGCGCGCGGCGGGGCGGCGCGGGCCGUCGAUGCUGGUGCGCGAGACGGCGGCGCUGCAGCUUGACCGGAGGCGCGCCGACUGGGCCCACUCCCGCCCCGUCGUCGCGCUCGACGUCGCCUGGAACGUCGCCUUCGCGGCGGCCGCGGCGGCGGUGCUCGCGGCCUCCACCGCCGAGAGCCCCGCCAAGCCGCUCCGCCUCUGGCUCGUCGGCUACGCCCUGCAGUGCGUCGUGCACGUCUCCCUCGUCUGCUCCGGCACACGCCGCCGCCCCGCCGCCCCCGCGGGAGGCCCCGACAUCGAGUCCGGCGCCGCGAACGCCGGGCCCAACAGCUCGGAGAGCGAUGAGGGGAACGACGAGGAGGCGAUGGAAGAGAGGGCAAGCUCUACGGACCGUUGUGAGUCGGUCAACACGAUGGUGUCAUUCCUGUGGUGGAUCAUUGGGAUCUACUGGGUGGUGACCGGCGGCGACAUGCUCGAACAAGGUGCUCCAAGACUCUAUUGGUUAACUGUCGUUUUUCUCGCGUUUGAUGUCUUCUUCGCUGUUUUUUGUGUUGUUGUGGCCUGCUUCAUUGGAGUUGCACUGUGCUGCUGCUUGCCUUGUGUCGUUGCAAUACUGUAUGCUCUGGUUGGCCAGGAGGGUGCAUCAGAUGCAGAUAUUGGCAUUCUCCCCAGAUAUAAAUAUUCUGAUCCCAGUGAGAAUGGAGAAAAGGGAACGGACGAGGGGGUUAUGAUUCCUAUCCUUAAUAAUAGUGGAACAUCUACAAGCGAACGAAUUCUUCUUCGUGAGGAUGCUGAAUGCUGCAUAUGUCUCUCAUCAUAUGAAGACGGAGUGGAGCUAUCUGCCCUCCCUUGCAACCAUCACUUCCACUCAACGUGCAUUACGAAAUGGCUACGAAUGCACGCAAACUGUCCACUUUGCAAGUACAACAUUCUCAAAGGCAGUGAAAACUGA
Messenger RNA from Triticum turgidum subsp. durum (durum wheat), 1104 nucleotides. The record is from the annotation of a GenBank genome assembly. NCBI's taxonomy places the organism in Eukaryota, Viridiplantae, Streptophyta, Magnoliopsida, Poales, Poaceae.